This is a messenger RNA of Rhopalosiphum padi (bird cherry-oat aphid), 3150 nucleotides long. RefSeq lists its product as uncharacterized. Gene Ontology annotation, molecular function: protein dimerization activity. The coding region runs from base 214 to 3141 and encodes 975 amino acids. Lineage: Eukaryota; Metazoa; Arthropoda; Insecta; Hemiptera; Aphididae. The transcript is spliced from 3 exons. The record is from RefSeq and is a predicted model, not a curated record.
GGCAGUUUUUGAAAAUUCAUAUAACAUUCAAUUUUAAUAAUUAAGGCUUGAAAAUUGAGUAGAGGGUUUUAGCGUUUUACUGUAUUUUAAUAAUCCUCAUUUAACUUUUGGUUACAUCAAACAUCCCUAAUUGUUAUAUUUUGUAAAAAUUUUAGAACCAAAUAUCUACCCUGCAAAUUAAAAAAUUAAAAAAAUUAUUUUAAGAGAGCAAUCAUGAAUAUUGAUGAAACAAAAAAACGUAAAGGAGGCGCGGAAAAACAACGGGAUAAGAAGGCGAAAUUAUUAAACAAAGAAGCAAAAAGAUGUGGCAACUUAAGAGACAUGUUUAUUAAAAAAAUAAAUCAUAAUAUGGCAAUGAACGAAAACGUUCUGAACGAAUCAGUUACCCUCAAAAAUCCAACUUUAUCAAUGAUGAACCCAAAUACAAGUACAAAUGAGUUAGAAUGUGAGCAGACUUCAAUACAACUUAUAUGUAGUACUGAAACAAAACUAGACGAUAAUGAAGGAAGUAUUGUGGAUUUCCCUAAUAUAGACGAUCCAGAAAAAAUUAACCCAAAUAUAAGUACAAAUAAGUUAGAAUGUGAGCAAACUUCAAUAAAACUUAUAUGUAGUACUGAAACAAAACAAGACAAUAAUCAAGAAACUAUUGUGGAUUUCGAAAAUGCAACAAACAUUAUUGACAAAUUCAAAAAACCAGAGAAGUAUGAAGUUGAUGCAUUUUUUAAAUUUCAUCCAUACCAACCUACUAUUAAUAUUCCAUUUAAUCCACAAAAAGCAUAUAAACGUACAGACGGGAUACAUCGAAAAUGGUUGACUUUUUCUGAAGCUGAGAGUAAAUUAUUCUGUUCAGUAUGCAUUGCAUUUUGUGCGUCAACAGAUAGCAACCCAUUUACUUUGGGCAUGAACAGUUGGAAACAUGUUUAUCAACGUAUCGCGGAACACGAGGAUACAUUUUGCCAUGUUAAAUCAGUGGAUGCUUUUCUUUAUCAUGAGCAUAGAGCAAAUAUUCCACACAUGUUGUUUUCAUCAGCCAGGGAAAUUCGACGUAAAGAAGUUAUGGAACGACACCGAGUACUAGAAAGAAUAAUUGAAACUAUUAAGUGUAUCGGAAAAAAUUGUAUGAGUUACAGAUCUCAUACAAAUGAAUCUUCAUAUACUUUAGAAAAUAAUAAUGUGAGUCAUGGCAACUUUUUAGAAAUAUUAUGUUUAAUAUCAAAAUUUGACGAUGUUUUAAGGCAUCAUUUAGAAAACGUAAUUAAUAAAAGCAAAAACAGACUUGAAUCAAAUUCUAGUAUAACUAAAGGCAGAGGAAAUCUUAUCACCUUCAUUUCAAAAACUACAGUUACAUAUAUCAUACAAAUACUUAAAUCAUUAAUACAAGAAAAAAUUGUAGCAAACAUAAAAGAAGCAGGAAUAUACUCCAUUCAAAUUGACAGCACUCAAGAUGUAUCAGUUAAAGAUCAGCUAUCAAUAAUUAUACGCUACGUAACAGAUCGAGUUGAAGAGCAUCUAUUAUCAAUGGUGGAAAGUCAUUCAGGCGAGGGACGCAAUUUAUUUGAAUUAACUGAAAAAACGUUAUUAUUACAUGAUCUUGACAUAGCUAAUUGCAUUUCAGAUAGCACAGAUGGUGCAUCAAACAUGCAAGGUCAGUAUGCAGGAUUCACUACAUGGCUUGAAAAUAAAUCUCCAGGACAUAUCCAUACAUGGUGUUACGCACACGUGCUGAAUUUAGUUAUGAAAGAUACUAGUGAGACUAAUGUGCCCUCCAUUAGUUUAUUUGGUCUGAUAAAUAAAUGUGCUGUAUUUUUUCGUGAAUCAUAUCGUAGAAUGGACACCUGGGUUAAUCAAUUAGAAAAAUGUCAUUCAAAACAAAAUUCAUUAAAACGUUUGAUCAAAGCAAAUUCAACACGAUGGUGGUCAAAGAGUAAUGCACUUAAUAGAAUUUUUGGCCAGUAUGGAAAUUCAGAUACAGCACUGUUUGUAGAUUUAGUUCAUUCAUUAUAUUUAAUAUCGUCUUCAGAAAAAUUUAAUAAAAACACUAGAUCUGAUGCUUUGACAUUACUUAACAGCUUAACUAAAUUUGAGAUUAUAAUAACAGCCAAUAUUUAUUUAAAAAUAUUUCAAACAACCAAUCCUUUGUCCAACUAUUUACAAACGUCUGGACUAGAUUUUAUGCAAGCUCAUCGUUUAGUACGGUCGUCGAUUGAUACAUUAAAAAAACAAUCCAGAUGUUUUGAAGAUAUAUAUGAAACUGCUAAAACUUUCGCAGUCAUUCAAAACAGAAAGUUAGAAGAAAUGGAUUCUGAAGUUGAGGUAGAAACAUCAUUUUCGCUCACUAGAUAUCGUGGUAAAAAAGAUAAAUAUAAAACUAAAACUACUGAUGAAUUACCAACUGACGCAGCCCAACGAUAUAAAAUAAGUGGUUUUAAUUGCAUAAUGGAUUCUAUUAUUUCAAGCUUACAGGAACGAUUUACUAAGCACAAGGACUUGUACACCGACAUGUCAUUGUUUGACCCUCGAAAUUUUCCAAUGAAACCUGAAAGUAUUUCAGGAAAAAAUAUUUUUAAAAAAAUAACUCAGCUUAUAUGUCAGCAUUUGAGUGAAAAUGAAAAGUCAGAGUUCGGUGAUGAUGAAUCUCGUAUGACAGAACGUAUUGAAGUUUUAUUACGAGAUGAGUUAAUAGAUUUUUCACAAAAAUGGCCCAAUAUUAAGAAAACUAUUCAAGAUGAAUAUGAACACGAAAACCUCGAUAAUCCAGACAGUGGUGAUGAAAAUGAUGAAUCGGAGUCUGUAGUGAACGACGUAUGCACUAUAAUUAAAAAGGAGUCUUGCAGAAAUUGUUUGAGAUGUUGUUUUACUUUAUUACAUAAGUAUAAUAUGUAUAGUAAAGCAUAUGUUAUGCUAUAUAAAGCUUAUAAAAUAUUAUUAACUUUAUCCAUUACGCAAGUAGCUUGUGAACGAUCCUUCUCAAAAUUAAAGCAGGUGAAAACCGUUUAUAGGAACAGUAUGACACAGGACAACCUAGAAGCUUUUGUUUUAAUGGCUACAGAAAAAAGUAUUUUAAGUGAUAUACCAUACCAAAUUGUUAUAGACCGUUUAGCCCAAAAAAGCAAAACACUCCAUAAAUUAUUAAUUCCUUGAGCUAAUAAA